Molecule: messenger RNA, 4013 nt
Organism: Pundamilia nyererei
Lineage: Eukaryota; Metazoa; Chordata; Actinopteri; Cichliformes; Cichlidae
Gene: nrg3b
Product: neuregulin 3b
Exons: 10
Coding region: 1315-3651 (778 amino acids)
Biological process (GO): nervous system development; animal organ development; intracellular signal transduction
Molecular function (GO): chemorepellent activity
Source: RefSeq, a predicted model, not a curated record
GCCUCUCCUCUCUCGUUGCCGUGCGUGUGUGGUGCGCGCCGCUGUUGCUGCCGCCGCCGCCUCCUCCCUCUGCCUCCUAUCUGCAUCUGCUGCAGAGCUUUAGCCAACACGCAUCUGUGCUCUGUCUUGUUUUUCCCGCUAUCUUUCUGCUUUUGCCCACCACAAUUGUCGCUUUCUUCCUCUUUUUUUCCUCUUCUCUUCUCUUGCUGAUAAGGGAGUCAGAGCACACCUACAGCCGUGGAGUCUACGGGGAAAGAUGGGGCACUGACUAUUCGUCACUUUGGAGUAUUGAGGACGGCGAUGAACCGGAGGAGAGCGCCGGAUGGGAUAGGAGCCGUGAAACCCACAUCAUUCACCGCGGAUUGAGCAAGCCUCCCCUCCCCUUCCUCCUCUCUCCCCUCACUCUCUGUCUCUCCCUAGUCUGCAGCCUCCAAGAACAGCCGCCGCAUCAUUUUUUCAGAGCAGCAGUACCCCCCUCCUCCCUCUCUCUCUCUUCCCCAUCCUCUUUUCUACCCGUCUCCCUUUCUGCUGCUUGCACCACUGUGGGAAUGCAGCGAAGGUAAACGAAUCGUAAGGGGUUCCUGUUUUUUUCUUCUUCUUCUUUCUCUUCUCUCUCCUCCACCAAACACCGGAUCUAUUAUCCCAGGGACGGACUGCAGUCAGACUGCUCUGGAGACACGCCGCUGUCAUUCCGGGAAAUCAGCGCGGGGUGGUCAGCGUAUGGAUUAGACCAGGAUCAAUUGGAUUUAGCCCGCUUCUCAGGGCACCACCAACAGCAACACCGCCCCAGUCUCAUUGGCAGAUCACAUCAGAUCCCCUUCAGCCCUGCCUCGUUUCAGUUUCGGUGGCUUUCACCGGCUUGGAUUAUCGACAGCUGGAGCGACCGAAAGGGUGGCCGUUCCUAAGGGCUGUGAGGGGCAAAGUUGGAGCAGCCUACAAAGACAUUGCAAGUGGGAAAGGGAGCCCAUUAGUAGGCUGCACAUAAGCUACAGGCUCUAAUGUAAAGUAAACUCCGAUGAGACCCAAGAGUAGAGUGAUUUGAAGAAUUUGUCUUUUGCCGACCUUAUUCGGCCGAUAAUCAUCCAGCUGAGUGGAGAAGGGUGCUGCCUUUAGCCCAGGUUGUUGGUCUGCGCACGAACACACACGCGUAUGGAUUUACAGCUCCAAUCUGAAGCUCGCCACGCAACGGAUCGAUAUCUUUCGGUUUUUUGCGUCGGCUUUUUAACAAGGGAGUGAAGCAUCCUGGGAUUUAUCAUCGCUUCGUUAGCGCUAAACUACAUACCUUAAAAGAGACAAAAAAAAACCUCCAGCAGGAUGAGCGAUCGUUCUGGUGCAAGUACUCUAGCAGCCAUGACGCUGGAGGAACCAGGGGCAGAACAGGCAUCUCCUCGAGCCCCAGGCCCUCUCCGCUGUGGCCCCUGUGCCGUGUGGCCUCGCCAGCAGACCUGGCUCUGUGCCGUGCCCCUAGUCAUGGGCUUUGUGGGACUGGGACUCAGUCUUAUGCUGCUAAAAUGGAUUGUGGUGGGAUCCGUCCAAGACUAUGUCCCCACUGAUCUAGUGGAUCCUAAAGGUAGCAUUGGACAGGAUCCUAUAUUUCUCUCUAAACCCAGUGCCAUGCCCAAGGGGCCUGACAUUUCCACUGCCACCAGUACUUUAGCAGCCUCUACGACAGCAAUGGUGUCAACUACCACGCCACUAGCUGCAGACGGUACCGCCCCAGCGCCAAGAACUAGAUCAGGGCCUCCAGCUAAUCACUCGGCCAAUGGCAGCACUGCCAAUGGAGAUGGCAACAGUGCCCCACACCUUCAUAACCGUGCUGGCACCCGCGUUAGCGGGACUGUUACCACUUCUGCUACUCGUGCCACCCGACUCACUCCACCAUCCAGCGGUAGGGAGGUCACCCCUCGAAGUAAUGUGAGAAAGGGAAACAGCAAUGGACGUAAUGGAGCUGUCAACUCCAAGCCAGGGCAGACUUCUCCUACCGUCACCACUACCACAUCUGUUACAACUACAGCUACACUGAAGGCCACUGCUAAGGUACAGCCGACCACCUCUCAACCGCCAGCCCCUGUCAAGCCCACGUCACGCUGGAAUCAUGGACGCCCAGGCAAGGGCCCGGCCACACGCCCACACCACCGCUUCCGGACGCCGCUCGCCCCAACACAUCCCAGCCUUCGUUCGGAGGUCUUCAAGCCAUGUGUGGAAGACAAGGACCUAGCCUUUUGUCUGAACGAGGGAGAGUGUUCGAUCAUUGAAACCGUGGCUGGGGUUCACAGACACUGCAGGUGUAAAGAGGGCUACCAUGGACUACGCUGUGACCAGUUUGUUCCCAAGACAGAUGCUAUCUUGUCAGAUCCAACGGAUGAACUUGGGAUCGAGUUCAUGGAGAGUGGUGACACCUACCAGAGGCAGGUGCUGUCCAUCUUCAGCAUUGCCUCGGGGAUCUGUCUUCUUGGAGUGGCAUGUAUGGCUCUCUACCGCCACAACAAGAGACACAGGGAGAAACUCCAGGCUCAUUUCUCCGACAGCCGCAGCCUCAGAGACUGUACCGUCAAUGCCUCCGGCCUCAUGUCCAAAUCUACCCCCAGACUUCAAUACAGCCUUCAGCUCCAAAAGAGUUGCACUUCUCACGGAUCGUCUGUUAAGGGCGGCAAAGUGGCACCAGGGGCAUCAACAGUAGCUCCACCUAUUCUCAGCAAAGCACUGUCUAAAGGGAAACGCUUCAGGAGUAGUUCGCUCUCACUCAGCCCAGCCCUACAACGGAGAGAGACUAAUUACUUCAGGACUCCACCCAUUUCCAGAGGGAAACACAAAAUACCCACAAAUCUUAUUGACGGAUCCAGAGUGGCGGGGCAUGUCUACAAACACUUGCAGGAGGAUGAGUCAUCGGACAUGGAGUCCAUAAGAAGGUGUGAUUCUGCCGGCGGAAGGGUCGGCGCCCUCCUGAGCAGGACCUCACUCUCUCACUUCACAGCCAGGAAAGGAUGGACUGAGGUUCCCUGCACCCGCCUCGAUAAAGGUACGACCUUCCUGCCACCCUCCCUCCGCACCCGAUCUGUGCCCAUCAUCCCUUCGCUCCAAGCGUGUGACCUUGAGGCCGGCCACCCGGUCACGAGUGACCGGAACCAAGCGGGGCUCUUCAAGUGGCACCCCGUGCUGGCUGGAAAGACGGGCCUUCCCGUUAGCAAUCCUCCCUCUCCCCCUGAAAGCGUCAUGCUGGCGACCAGUGUCAUGCCCAGCAGCGUUAGCCCCCCCGCCGCCGCCGCUUCUCUCCUGGGGUUGGAGAAGAAUCUCGGCUCUCCUCAAACACCCUGCUCCUUUGAAAUUACAGUGGAACUCGCGCAGGAGUUAAAACAGAAAAGCCUUUGCAGCCCCAUGAAAAGGUCUGGGUCUCACAGUGAGAUCCACCACGGUGGCACAAACACUCUUGAGAAGACGGCACGGGAGUCAGAGGGGAAAAGUGUCCAGUAUUCCCCCAGAGUUCUGCACACAGGCAGCGGGACCAGAGGAUGGAAGGCAGCAGGCCAAAGAGGAACCCGGGGACAGUGCCAAGGUCAGACAUCUCUUGUGUACGGAGGAGCAGACUUGGCCACCAAAGGACCCAUCUGCAGAGGAAUUGGAAACACUUAUGCCAAGCCCUCUGCGAGCUGAUUGGAUUAACUCUGUAAAGAGAAGACACCGUUUCCAAUAAAUGUAUACCUUUGCUGGUGGCUCAGUAUGGCUAGCAGGUGGGACCAUCUGUGUGGCCACAUGGACCAAUAACAGAUGGCCAUCAGUUUUCGAAAGAACACGAACAGAUUGAAUUCCCGAGGGGGGAAAAAAUAUUGACACAAAAGACAUCGAAUUACAAAAGGAAAAGAGACAAACAAACACACAUUGUGAAUAAAUGUGACUCAAAAGGAAAACAAAACCAUGACUUGAGUGGGAGCUUGACUUAAACAGUGUAUUGAAAAAAAUGCCACUAUUACAAGGAGCUUCUACUUAGAAACCAAAAUAGUGUGUUAUCUCUAUGU